AGUUCAAUCUGCCGUAUUUGAUGUGAAAAAUUAUGGUGGUAAAGCCGAUGGCAAGUCAGAUAUUAGCAAGGCAUUAUUGGGCGCGUGGAAAGAGGCUUGUUCAGCAAAGGGUUCCAACAUAGUUGUAGUACCCAAAGGAACAUAUUCCAUAGGUUUAACUGACUUAAAUGGUCCAUGCAAGGGAGCCAUGGAGCUUCAAGUCCAAGGAACCUUAUUGGCACCGAUAAACCCUAGCAGUUAUGCCAAGGACAGCUGGAUUACUUUUGCAUACAUUGAUCAAUUCAAAUUAUCCGGUGGUGGAACCUUCGACGGACAAGGGCAAGUGGCUUGGAAGCAAAAUAACUGCGGUCGAAAUCCAAAAUGCAAGAGACUUCCAGUUAGCUUGCGGUUUGACUUCAUCACCAACAGCGUAGUUCAGGACGUAACAUCGCUCGAUAGUAAGAAUUUCCAUGUCAAUCUUCUAGGUGGCAAAAACCUUACUUUCGAUCGCUUCACGAUCACUGCACCAGGAGAUAGCGUCAAUACAGAUGGAAUUCACAUCGGGCAUUCAAACGGGAUCAACAUUAUUAAUUCAAAUAUUGCCACCGGCGAUGACUGCAUCUCCAUUGGUGGUGCCAGCGAACAAAUAAGGAUCACAAACGUACGAUGUGGACAUGGACAUGGCAUUAGCGUGGGAAGUUUAGGGAAGACCACUGAUGAAUUUGUCUCUGGAAUUUUCGUAAGGAACUGCACCUUCUAUGACACCGACAAUGGAGUGAGAAUUAAGACAUGGCCGGCAUUACAUGGUGGCAUGGCCUCUGAUAUGCAUUUCGAGGAUAUUAUGAUGAAAAAUGUCCGCAACCCUAUCAUUAUAGAUCAAAUGUACUGCCCAUGGAAUCAGUGCAAUCCAAAGCUUCCGUCAAAAGUUAAGAUCUCCAACGUCACCUUCAAGAAUAUUAGGGGCUCUUCAGCGACCGCAGUAGCUGUUCGACUUAAUUGCAGCAGCAGUUUUCCAUGCCAGAAGGUCGAGCUCGCUGACAUUAACUUGACGUACGGAGGAAAGGAAGGCCCUGUAAAAUCCUUGUGUGCAAAUGUUAAACCCACACUUAAGGGAAAAUUGACUCCAACCAUUUGCUAG
This is a messenger RNA of Brachypodium distachyon (stiff brome), 1117 nucleotides long. Its product is annotated as exopolygalacturonase. Gene Ontology annotation, biological process: carbohydrate metabolic process. Gene Ontology annotation, molecular function: polygalacturonase activity. The transcript has 4 exons. NCBI's taxonomy places the organism in Eukaryota, Viridiplantae, Streptophyta, Magnoliopsida, Poales, Poaceae. The record is from RefSeq and is a predicted model, not a curated record. The annotation marks the transcript as partial.